AUGGUCUCGCUUCUCUUGGAAAAAGGCGCCGACAUCGACGCCAAAAACAACCUUUUUGACGCAUUGCGCGAAGAGCGCUUUCAGGACGCCAUGUGCAUUCUUCAGGACAACCUUAUCCACGUCAACCUGCGCGACAGCUCUCAAACGCCGUUGCUGCACCUGGUCGUGGCUACGCAGGAUCUGACGCUGCUCCAAACGCUGCUUCAAAAACCUGACCUCCAGAUCGAUGCCAAAGACUCGAAAGGCGAGACGGCGUGGCAUGUGGCGGCUGCCCACGGCCACACGUCUAUCCUCACGAAGUUGCUGCAAGUGACCACGAACGAGAACGGCAUCGACAUCGCCAACCACAUGGGACAGACACCGCUCCACAUUGCGUCCGAGAAGGCCCACGACAGUGUGGUCAAGUACCUUUUGGACGUCGACGCCAAUGGCUUUGCCAAAGACAAGGUCUCACCAUCUCAACACACCUCAUAG
Molecule: messenger RNA, 474 nt
Organism: Saprolegnia parasitica CBS 223.65
Lineage: Eukaryota; Oomycota; Saprolegniomycetes; Saprolegniales; Saprolegniaceae
Exons: 5
Coding region: 1-474 (157 amino acids)
Molecular function (GO): protein binding
Source: RefSeq, a predicted model, not a curated record